AUGAAAACCAUAGUACUGGCGCUCAUUCUCGGCUUUCUCGGGUCCUCUGCGGAUAAAGAGGAAUGGGAUAAAAUUAAGCACUUGUUUUACGAUGACCUCGGGACACCCAAACGGUUGUGCUCCGCGUUUGCAGAUGACAGGGGUAUGCAGAUGUUUUGCCAUAGGGGGAAUGAGUUGCCGAUUUGGAAGGUAAUGAGUUGCGGUGUCGACGAAAAGGGGAAUGUUUUUGCUUCCUAUUCAAACGAGUGGAAGUCUUACGAGAAGCACAUAUUGCUGGAACAAGAUAUGGAUGACUGGAUUUAUUUGGGAGUGAAUCCAGAGUGCACCAUUGAUGACGAAGUUGAAUUACCUAAGGUUCCGGUCACCCAAUGCACAAACGAGUCGCUAAAAAAGAUGGAGCGAAGGGUAAAAAAUGGUAAUAGGUACAAGAGCUGGGAUCCUGCGAAAGGGAAGUGCAUUAUCACCACUCGUCCUCUUGACAUUCUUUCAACUGAAGGAGAAGCAGUGGAAGUUAACGAGGACGACGAGCCAGAAGAGAGCAGGAAUGAAGAAGAGAAUAUGACUAGAGAACUUGAAGUUGAAAAAAAAAGGCGACACAAAAAGAGAAAAAGAACCGCAAAAAAACGAAAAACGAUAUUGAGUAGUGAGAAUGCACACGAAGAAGGAAUAGAUGACAAACAUGGUGCUGAUGCCGAUGAUGAAUAUGCGAAUGAUAAUGAAGAUUUUCAAAACCUGGUAAAACAAGGUACCGCAAGUCCUCAAAAAAAUAAGGGUAAUAUUUUCUUUUUUUUACUAAGCAUUUUAUGUUAUUUUUAA
This is a messenger RNA of Trypanosoma brucei brucei TREU927, 816 nucleotides long. RefSeq lists its product as hypothetical. Bases 1 to 816 code for a protein of 271 amino acids. The transcript has a single exon. NCBI's taxonomy places the organism in Eukaryota, Euglenozoa, Kinetoplastea, Trypanosomatida, Trypanosomatidae. The record is from RefSeq and is a predicted model, not a curated record.